GCGCCUCGGCUGUCGGGGAGCCCCGUUCCGUGCCGAGCAGUCCCUCUCCGUGUGACGGUCACUUUCUUCAGCUUUAGGAUACAUCUGAAAAUCCUGAAGGUGGUAUUUUGGGCCCUCUUAUGAAGAGCGCAUAUUCAUGUCCUUCAGAAUGCCCAACUCCAAUGCUAAAUUUCAUUGUAACCAUAGAGGUGGGCAGGCAGCCGGCAGGCGGGAGUUGGUUUCCAGGUCUUUGCAGAGUGCUCAGCAUUGCCUGGAGGACCAGGAUUUUGGAACUGCAUAUGCUCACUAUCUCCUGGUGCUAAAUCUGGCUCCUGAGCUGAAAACUAGCGUGAAGGAAACAUUUCAGUUUACUCUCUUUAAAUGGGCAGAAGAGCUAGAUUCUCUGGCACGGAUCCAAGAUCUGUUUAACUGUUACGAACAAGCACUUGAACUGUAUCCGAAUGAUGAAGUGAUAUGUAAUAGUAUGGGAGAACAUCUUUUCAGAAUGGGCUUUAGAGAUGAAGCAGCUGGAUAUUUUCAUAAAGCAGUGAAGCUUAAUCCGGACUUCGCUGAUGCAAAGGAGAAUUUUUACCGCGUUGCAAACUGGCUUGUGGAACGCUGGCACUUCAUCAUGCUCAACGAUACCAAGAGGAACCUUACUUACCUAAAAGCAAUUGAGAAUGCUGUCUGCUCGGGGUGCAAAUCUGUCCUUGAUAUUGGAACAGGAACGGGAAUUUUGAGUAUGUUUGCAAAAAAGGCAGGAGCAUCUUUUGUCUAUGCCUGUGAAUUAUCAAAAACCAUGUAUGAGCUUGCCCGUGAUGUGGUGGCAGCAAAUAAUAUGGAAAGAGAGAUCAAACUUCUGCAUUUGAAGUCACUUGAUAUAGAAAUUCCAAAGCACAUACCUGAAAGAGUUUCCCUGGUUGUCACAGAAACCGUUGAUGCUGGUUUAUUUGGAGAAGGAAUUGUGGAGAGCUUGAUACAUGCUUGGGAACAUCUACUUUUACAACCAAAGCCUAAAAAUCAAGAUGUCAGUAGUGGAGACUAUGGCAGAGUUAUUCCUGCAAGUGCUACAAUAUUUGGGAUGGCAGUGGAAUGCAAAGAGAUACGUAGACAUCACAGAGUGGGAACACAAGAAGUUGCUGGUGUGCGCUUGUCAAAUUCAGUGCAGUUCUUUAGUCCGACGUACGCUUCUGCUGGUUCAGAGGAAACUGUCGAACCUUAUACCACUGAGAAGCUCAGUCGUAUUCCUGGAGGUUAUGUACCUCUGACAGAACCCUGUCAAGUAAUGACAGUAGAUUUCAACAAUCUGCAGGAGCUGAAAAGCCUUGGAGCUAGAAAGCCCUGGAAGCUCAGCCUGCCAGUCACUGAAGGAGGAAUACUAGAUGCUAUUGUGGUGUGGUUUGUACUACAGCUUGAUGAUGAGCACGCUCUGUCUACAAGUCCCAGUGAGGAAACUUGUUGGGAACAGGCAGUCUAUCCUGUGCAGGGCCUCCUUGAUUAUUCUGUGAAGACUGGAGAUACUGUGAUGAUGGAAGUUUGCUGCCAAGACUGCUACUUGAAGAUCCAGAAGAUUUCUUCUUUGGCUUCAGAGUGUGGGAUGGACUUCAGUGACAGAGACGACACGCUGAGUUUGGGCAAUGAGGCUGAAUUAUGUCAUGCUCUGGCUGGUCUUCAGACGACUAGCAAACGGGAUGGCAACGGUCACAUAUGUGUGUUGGAAUCCACAGAAAUAGCCCUACUGAACAACGUACCGUACCACGAAUGCUUUAAAGCUGCCAUGGGCAAAGUGCUGUUGUCAUUAAAUCCAAGUAAGGACUUGCAGUCCAUGGAUGUUGAUGGACAUGGCAGUGGGAUGAACCUCCGAGAGAGUCAAAACAAGAGCCCUCUAGAUGUGGCUCCUGAUCCUUUGUAUAUUUUAGAUGUGUCUGAAGGCUUCUCCAUCCUGCCAAUUAUAGCUGGCAAACUUGGGCCAGUUAGAGCCUACAGUUCUAUUGAGAAAGAACAGCAUCAGGCAGCACUUAAUGUCAUUUCAGAAGCUAACCAUUUCCCUAAGGAAACAUUAGAGUUUUGGCUCAGCCACUUAGAAGAUGAAAGUGCGGUGCUACAGAGACCCAAAUCAGACAAACUAUGGAGUAUUAUUAUCUUGGAUGUUAUAGAGACAUCAGGUUUAAUCCAGCAGGAGGUGAUGGAAAAGGCUGCAAUAUCCAGAUGUUUACUUCACAGUGGAGGGAAGAUUUUCCCACAGUAUGUGUUGGUAUAUGGGAUGCUUGUAGAAUCAGAGUCUCUGUUACUGGAGAGUGCUGUUCAAGGGACGGAACCAACUCUUGGGUUUAAUAUAGCCCCUUUUAUCAACCAGUUCAAGGUCCCUGUUCGUGUGUAUUUGGAUCUCUCUACGUUACCCUGUCUACCCUUGAGCAAGCCGGCAGAGCUUUUGAGGCUAGAUCUCAUGAACCCUCUGUUGAACAGCUCCAGCAGAGAAGUGAAGGUACAAAUUUGUAAGUCUGGCCAAGUCACUGCAAUUCCCUUCUGGUAUCACAUACAUCUAGAUGAAGACCAUAGCUUGAAUACAUCUGAUGAGUCCUCGCACUGGAAACAAGCUGCAGUUGUCCUUGAUGAGCCCAUCCAAGUUCAGGUUGGAGAUGAACUUGUGCUUGAUGUUCAGCACCAUAAGAGCAAUAUUAGCAUUACAGUUAAACGGUGAAGAAUGUCAUGUGUAAACAGAUUUGUGGUUAAUUACCUAUGCAUAAAUUGACUGUUCAUAACAUCACUGAUGUUAAUUUAUAUUAAAG
This is a messenger RNA of Gavia stellata (red-throated loon), 2768 nucleotides long. RefSeq names its product protein arginine methyltransferase 9 (gene PRMT9). Gene Ontology annotation, biological process: peptidyl-arginine methylation. Gene Ontology annotation, molecular function: protein binding; protein-arginine omega-N monomethyltransferase activity. Bases 137 to 2680 code for a protein of 847 amino acids. The record is from RefSeq and is a predicted model, not a curated record. NCBI's taxonomy places the organism in Eukaryota, Metazoa, Chordata, Aves, Gaviiformes, Gaviidae. The transcript is spliced from 14 exons.